This is a messenger RNA of Lachancea meyersii CBS 8951, 2616 nucleotides long. The record is from the annotation of a GenBank genome assembly. Lineage: Eukaryota; Fungi; Ascomycota; Saccharomycetes; Saccharomycetales; Saccharomycetaceae.
AUGACUGUGCAAUUUCAUAGAUACCAAGAACGGUACAACUCCUUUCUUCAGACGUUCAAUAUUCAAGGAAAGAGAUGUUCAUGGCCAUACAAAGUAAUUCCAACGAAGGCGAUGGCUCAAAGUGGGUUUGAGUUUAGUCCAAGGUUUAAAGGUGAGAUUUUGAGUAGGGACUCUGUUAGAUGUAACUUUUGUGGUGGAGAAAGUGAUGAUUUUCACAACUGCAGGAGUAAACCAUUAGCUGCAACAUUGUCCAAGGUUUUAGAGAAUCAUUUGGAAACUCACACAGGUUGUUUGUAUUCCGAGCUAAAACUUGCCCUAGUAAAAUCAUUUUGGAAAAGUGAACCUAUCGAUUGGUCUGUGCAAAAAUCUCUGAGAAAGCCACAUAGUGAGGAAGUCGUACGACUGCGACAAUGGACCUAUAAAGAAGGCUGGAUUCAUGAACGUCAACCUCAAAUCUCUUCAAAUGCCAUGGCCAAAGCGGGACUUUUGCGCUACGAUCUGGGGCUCUCGUCGCCUGAACUACUCGAAGAACAUCCCGAUGCGACGUAUUGCAUAUACUGCAGUAAAAUCAUAGGUUCCUGGGAAGCAAAUGAUAACCCAGUCUGGGAGCACUUUGUCUGCUCAAAUGGGGGCCGUUGCCACUUUUUUGAGACAAUGCCCGAAACGGAGCUUGUUGCGCGAAUGAAGGCUAGAUACGAUGAAGAGGGCUUGGGCAGUGACGAAAAGCUUUUACCAUGUCUAGACUACUAUGAGACGUUCGCUUCCCAGUUCAGCAGGUUUGAAGAAGAAACCUUGAGCCAAGACUCACAGAAUAAACGAGGAAGGCCAAGAUCUAGAGGAAGUGGUGAGUUACCGGCACGCGAACCCAGAAAACGAGGACGGCCACCGAAAGAGAGGCCAGCAGACGUCGCAGACGUCGCAAAUGUCGCUGAAAGUGAGAUAAUAGGCCCUACCAAUGGGUCGGGUGAAGUACAGCCUAUCAAGCGGAAGAGAGGGCGACCACGAAAUGUUGUGAGUGAUUCAGCGACAGUAAUAAAAGAGAAGCGUCCCAGAGGCAGGCCGCGUAAGGACGGUCUUUCUUCGGUUCCGCAAGAUCAGAUGCCAAAUAGUAUUUCACCGCCACAUACUGCUGAUUUAAAAGUUCUUGGAUCUAGCGGCUCUGUAUCAUCCAAACCUACCUCUGCAAGUGAUGACAAUGCAAAUCCAGCUUCAAACUCUCAGCAUACGAUCGAUGAUGUACCUGGCAUUGAGAAUGGUGCUGAUUCCGCCCCUCAGAAAUUGGAAACUCCUCACGUCACAAAUGGAGUCAGUCUCUCGCCGAAGCGCAAAAUUCGCUUAAGGCAAAAUCAAAGGAUGGCUUCGGCAGAGGAUAACGAGUGCGAUAGCGACGAAAACUCAACCAAAAGCAUAGUUUUGAACUUUAAUAAUCCGUCACCGAAAUCUAAUGUCGCACCACGAAACCCAAUAAUAGACGAUAGUUUCGAUGCUUUCAGCUUCAGCGCCCACGGUAAUAGCGAAUUCGUUAUCCCAGAGAGCGCAUUUCAGACUAAGAAAAGUAAUGCAAUGCAAACUUUACCGGAAUCUGUGCAAAGAUCCUCCCCAUCGGUGUCAGUGUCAGAACACGCUAAUGUGGGGAGGGCGAGGGAAAAUCAAGUGGACCCUUCGUUCGCUCUGAAGAAUGGAGCGCUGAACGACAUAGACAUGGAUGUCGAAAUGAGUGACGACUCCAUACAAGUUCCACCACUGUCAGAAGCUUCUACUCCCAUAGGUACACCGGCUAGGUCAUCAUCAACUGAGAAGGAGCAGAAGGAUGAUACUCCGCCGAUACAUGAUAUUAACCAGAGCGAUACAUCCAUAUCCAGCACUAUCCCAGAAUUUGAAAGGACACCUGCCAUCACGUCCAAUUUCGCUCAGAGUACAGGCACUGACAUUUCCCCGCGCAAUAUUAUUCGACCUACGGCGCAAGUGCCACAAGUUGGUGUUGAUAACUCUACGGAUAAGUCACGCUCGAAGCUUGCGACAAAUGAAGUGUCUUUGGCCGCUACGAAGGGUCCUUUUGGUGUUGAAAAUGAUAGGUCUCUGAGUUCUUCAUCCAAUCUCGUCAUUACAGACCAAAACAUUCCCAAUGAAGAGUCGACUGCUAUACUGAAAUUGAAUAAAUCCAAUGUUAAAUCCGCGAGUGAAGAAGAACUUAUUCGAAACGGAUCUUCGCCAAGCGUAAGUUUUGGUGACAUCUUCCCAGCGACUGCCGAUCUGCACAAUUCUCUCGUCCUAGUAGAUGAGGAACGUGUGCUAUUGGCGAACUACUUUCGCAAGCUUUUACGAUAUAUUAACGUGAACGACCUUUCCUUAUUCAACGAGGUUGAUGGUGACCUGAGUUUUUUCGUUCAACAUAUGCCACAACAUGAGAAGCAGUUGGCCUUCUCUGCGUGGAUUGACAAAAAACAAUCUGAACUCAAGGAGGAGUUCGAGAGAGACUACAGAACGAAGGUUGCAAAGCUGGAUCGGCAGUUUAAAGCAGCAAAAAGCUUUCUAGAAAAGAUAGACAAUGAUGAGGCCCUUCUGAAGAUAGCCGAUCACUAUAGCUUACUGGACAAUUUUCGCACUUCUUUAUGA